Molecule: messenger RNA, 711 nt
Organism: Paramecium tetraurelia
Lineage: Eukaryota; Ciliophora; Oligohymenophorea; Peniculida; Parameciidae
Exons: 4
Biological process (GO): nucleobase-containing compound metabolic process
Cellular component (GO): cytoplasm
Molecular function (GO): deoxynucleoside kinase activity; ATP binding
Source: RefSeq, a predicted model, not a curated record
AUGAAAUCAAAACAAUACACUCUCAUCUCUAUUGAAGGCAACAUUGGAUCUGGCAAAAGCACUCUACUAAGAUUAAUGUAAUAGAAAUAUCCAGAUUUGAGAUUUAUCGCAGAACCAGUUAAUGAAUGGCAAAGCAUUAAUGGAGAUCCAUCUUUGAAUUUAUUGGGUUCCUUCUAUGAGGAGCCAUCAAGAUGGGCUUACACUAUGCAAGUUUAUGCAUUCUACAGCAGACUCAAGCAUUGGAAGGAGGUUCUCUCUGAUCCAUUGAAUCCUGAAGAUAGACAUCUCAUUCUAAGUGAAAGGAGCAUUGAAGCUGACAAAGAGAUCUUUGCUGUGAAUGGACACAAGAAUGGGAUGAUAAACAAUCUAGAAUUUGCCUUGUAUGAAAAAUUCUAUGAUUGGCUCUGUGAUGAAGUUUUCGGGAAAAAAAUCCAAAAGCAAAUGAUCAUAUAUUUAUAAGUGGACCCAGAUCAAGAGAAUGAAGAAAAAAAUACCAUUUCUAAAGAAUAUCUGACUCAAAUCCACAAUAGACAUGAAGAAUGGCUAUUAAGGGAAACACAUCAAAAUACCUCUAUACUAGUACUAAAUGGAGAUAAGGAGUUCGAAAGUGAUCUCGUACAACAAAGUAAAUUGUUUAACUCUAUCGAUUAAUUUUUACAAGAAUUAUUUUGAAUUUAAUUAAGUUAUUUAUAUAUAUUUAUAAUAUUUGUG